Molecule: messenger RNA, 6384 nt
Organism: Scylla paramamosain (green mud crab)
Lineage: Eukaryota; Metazoa; Arthropoda; Malacostraca; Decapoda; Portunidae
Product: homeobox protein ARX-like
Exons: 4
Coding region: 1022-2122 (366 amino acids)
Biological process (GO): regulation of transcription by RNA polymerase II
Molecular function (GO): RNA polymerase II transcription regulatory region sequence-specific DNA binding; DNA-binding transcription factor activity, RNA polymerase II-specific
Source: RefSeq, a predicted model, not a curated record
CGCUCCGCCUCCUCGCCCCACCGCUGGCCCGCCGCAGAGGUCAAUAUCCCUCGGCCGGGGUCAGUGUAAAUAGCCCGUGCUAGCAUCGAGGCGAGAAACUUUAUUAGCGGGGAAUACACACAGAGCCGAGGCCCCAAAAAGCUGCGAUUCCCCGUCGACUCGGAGUGGAACGUAAAAACAUCAAGUGCUCAAUUUAGCUCCAUAACCCACGUCCUGUUGCGACAUUUUUCUGAGGCUGGUGUUCUGUCCCGUGCAGCGUCUCGGUCUCCGUCCUCGCCGCCGCGCCCCUGCUGCUGCGAGGCCCUGUCAGGCUGCGGUCUCGUCUCGGCGGAGAGUUUAAGCGAAGGUGGCAAUUAAGGAUGAUUAUGUAUUAAUUUCGGUAGCAAGGAGUCGCGUCCGCCCGCACACAAUGGGGCCGAGAUAGUCAUUAUUAAGGGGACAAGCAUCCAUUAGGGGGCCGGGAUUUGGCCAACCUUCCGUGUAUUCCCGCCAGCCAAUCAGCAGCCUCGCAGCUCCCUCCCGCCUCCCCCUCCGAGCCUCCACACAGUUACCGGCGAGCGUUUUGUCUCUCUAACCGCUCUUCCCGCCUCUCUGAGCUACAGCCUUCAAAGGUGUUCUGGGGCCUCGACACUCUGAAGGAGGUGUCUUAUGAGGGCUGGAGACGCCGGAGACAAAGAGAGAAAAGUGGAGGUGAGGAGAAGAAGCGUCGUUCCUCCGGCAGCCGCGCCGAGUCACUAUUAUCCAACCGCGAAUUAUCCCAAUACCACAGGCAGUCCGAGGCGCUGAUUGGUCUGUUUCGCUGCGACCCGCGCUCUCAUUGGUCAACACCACGAGGGAUUAGGUGUGUAUGCAUUGUUCGUGUAAAUAGUGUUGAAAUGAUUACAGGUCCCGGGCGGCGGUAUAAACGAAAUAAGCGGUGUCGCGGGCCGGCCAGUCGCUAGGUGUGGCCUGAGCUUCGCGGAGGCCGGCCGGCGUGUGUCUGAGUGUGUGAGUGCGUAAGUGACACUCCAGUGCCGUCGCCAUGAUGGAGCGCUCCCUCAAGUCUGCCUCUCCGCUUCCCCCAGAGUCGCAGGACUCCCAGCGCACCCCGCCGCCGCUCCCGCAGAUGGAGACGCAGCUGUCGCCGACGACGGGCCCGCCGCCCGCCCGCUCCUCCCGCGUGUACACCAUCGAGGACAUCCUGGGCCGUCCGCAGCCUCAGGAGUCCUCGGCGCCGCAGGUCAACGCCGUCGACAGCCAACUCGCAGAAUCGACUGCCAGCGUGGGCAGCCCUGAGGUGUCGCCGAAGGCCGAGGGUGACCUGGCCACGUCCCCAGAGUGCCAUGACCAACACACUGAUCCCUUCGACUCGGAGAAGCCCCGCAAGGUGAGGCCUGUCCGCCGCUCCCGCACUACCUUCACCACGUACCAGCUGCACCAACUGGAGCGAGCCUUUGAGAAAACCCAGUACCCGGAUGUGUUUACUCGCGAGGAGCUGGCUAUGAGGCUUGACCUAUCCGAGGCGCGCGUGCAGGUUUGGUUCCAGAACCGCCGCGCCAAGUGGAGGAAGCGGGAGAAGGCUCUUGGGCGUGAAAGUCCCUCCUUCAUGGGCGUGGAGCAUCCCCUAGGCGGCCUGCCCGACCUGCCCCUGCCUCUCCUGCCGCCCCCGCACUCCGUGGCCGCCGCCGCCACCGCGGCUGACCUGCUCCAUCUGCACGCCAUCCACGCCCUGCACCUGCAGUCCUUCCUGCACCAGCCGCACAGCCCCGGCCUGCACCAGAAGGCCUCCGGGCUGCCCUCGCCGCUCCUCAACCCCGUGAUCCACCACUACAUGCCGUCGCACCGCCUGCCGCUGCUGCACCCCGCUACCAGCAUGGCCCAGGGGCUGCCCAUCUCCAUCAUGGGCUCCUCCUCAGGCCCGUCCGUCAGUCCAGACGCCUCACCCGCCCACUCCCCGCCAAUCAGCAGUCACGGCCCUAUCAGCACCACCACCACCUCCACGCCCACGGCCGCCCCCGCCUCGCCGCCCACCGGGCUCCCUCUGGAUUGCCGCGGCGCCUCGGUGGACCUGCUGAGGCUUAAGGCACGUCAGCACUUGGAGCGGCUCUCCCCGCCUGCGCCAGGCCUCCACGCCUCCUCUUGAACGCCCACGCCGCCACACAGCCGCCGAGGGUCUUGUUGCCAAGGUGGUCACUCUGUAGUCACGAGGGAAACAUUGAGUUGAUGUUAUGUGUCGGUGGCAACGAGUACAUCCCGGGCACUGAGGGGCGCCGCGGGCGCCGGGGCCUGGGAAGCCCCGCGAAGAGCAGGCGGCUCUCGGUGUCCGAAUGUGGAUGAAGAGGCACAGCGGAUGUUCAGUUCCGGGAGGCGGAGCGGCGGGGUUGAGACGCCGAGGGUCACGAGUCCCUCAGGACGUGUCCUUCCUCACGCCGUGUAUGAAGAGCCCCGCGGGGAGGUAUGAAACGUACUAUAAUGCAGCAAUUGCUAUCAUUGCUCGGGCGGGUCGGUGCUGGAGGGCGGCGGGUGGCAGGAGGGCGAGGGGCGCCAGUCUGUGUGUGACUCUCAAGUAGGCUCCCGUGGGCGUCCCUAGCAGCGUCUUCCGGCUUCUCCGUGAGGGCGGCGACAAAGUCUUUAAUUACAUCCUGAUCAACCUUUCAUUUGGUCAGGCCAGCUGUGGGGGCAGCGGCGGCGGCUCGGGGCGGGCGGCGCCGCGCCACACCAAGCGACACUUCCCAUUAGAGUCAAGGUGCAGUGCUCCCAAAAAUGUGGAAUACGAAUCUUUCACUUCCACUCUGGAUCUUUAUCGACAACUCGUCCGCCAAUCUGGCCAAUUUGUCAAUAGAUUAAUGAUUUUGAGCUUUGGAGACGAGUGGCGCGGGGCAGACUCCUCCCUUACCCACACAUUUCAUUACUGCCUUUAUUGCCACGCGGCCCAAAGCUCAAAUUGGCCGUUCCAGUCUUCCUUAUUGACACUCGGCAGCAAACCCGGCUAAUUUACGAGCUUCACGGGACACUGAUGCUAAUUAAUUACGGCGGUAAGGUCGUAAUUGGCGUGGCGGCCGCUGCGGGAAUAUUAGGGGCGUGUGUUUGCUCUUCUUCGACAAUACACUCACAGGACGGACCAAGUUUCUCCCCUCCACUGUUCCUUUGGGGCUGUGUGUGUGUGUGUGUGUGUGUGUGUGUGUGUGUGUGUGUGUGUGUGUGUGUGUGUGUGUGUGUGUGUGUGUGUGUGUGUGUGUGUGUGUGUGUGUCUGUGUGUGUGUGUGUGUGUGUGUGUGUGUGUGUGUGUGUCUGUGUGUGUGUGUGUGUGUUUGUAUGUGUGUGUGUAUGCGGGGAAGAGAACAUAAAUGACAACUUAUGACUUUCCUUUACCUAAAAAUAAAUUCAAACAGCUUGUCUUAAUUUCACUGAGGAACAAAGUGACAGAAUAUUCCCUCAAGAAAUUCUGUGCGAGAACCUUUGAUUUAUUAUUUCCUUUCCAUUGCGCUGCCGGCACACUCAUACAAAAGUGAGUCCAGCUUGGCAGCGGCGCAUUGAGCAAAUAACACAAUUAGUCAGCGAGUCAAUCAGGUCCAUUAUUGCAUUAUUAGUCCAGCGUUAGAGAAUACACCUCAACAUGAUCACGCUCCAGAUAAUUAAAUGAGUGACUUUGACUUUUGCAUUCUCUCCGACACUUGAGAUUCCAAUUUAUAUAAACUAAACAAAAACCGGUUAAGUUUUAUUAUAUUACAUUAUUAGUUCAGCAUUAGGAAAGUCAUCUUGGCAUAAUCAUGGAGGCAAGAAUUAAAAAGAUUACUUCAACAUCCUCCACGCCACUGAUCGCUCCACCGAACAGAGUAAAAACCGGAAAAUUUUUAUUUUUAGUAAAUCAUUUUUCCAUCGUCACAAAAAUUAAAUUCACUAUGAAAAUGAGCACGAAAAGCACAUGAAUAACUUCAAUAUAAUUCCCGCCACUUAUCAUUCCUUCUGCUUAAAUAAAUGAAGUAAAAACCUGAUAAAUUCUGUUAUAUAUAGUACAUUAUUAUUUCACUGUUACAAAAAUUCACUUCACCAUGAUACCAAACAAAAUAUGUCCUGACAGUCGUCGCCUCAAAGCCACCACAGCCUCCCUGCUCCUCCGAUGCCGCGCCUCACCCCCACCCGGCUGUCCUCUCAACUCACUCUUGACUCCUUUCUGCGUCCUCUCCCGCCCACCCACCGCCACGCCUAGCACGCAGUACUUAGGCCCGUGUUCUGAAACGCUUUCCUCUUUCACCACGACUAUUUUCAAAGGCCACAGAAGUGAUUAGCCGGAUUCUCAAGACUGUUUCUCCUUUAAAUAAUGUAAAAACCUUGUUAAUAUGUUACUGGAACCGUAAAAAACAUCUUCAAAAAGCAGUGUAGCUUCAAGUAGAGCCUUUUGAAAGUAGUGGAAGUGCAGCGCGAAAGUGUUUCAAAAUACGGUUCUUAGUCGUGUAGGUGAUGUAACAACGCCCACGCCCGAGAAUGCCCAGACCUCCACCGCCGCAGGAACCCACGACUACGAGUGUGGGGGCUCCUGCAGACGCAUCUUGUCAAUAGAAUUCGGAUAAAAAAUAAUGAAACUGAGAACACGGUGAAGAAAGGAUAAGAAAAGGAAAACGUUAAAAAUUUUUCUUAUAAGCAUACGUGAAAAAAAUAUCAUGACCAGAAAGGAAGUUUUAUGCUUAAAACUAUCAGAAAUUUGAUCUCUCACCCUGCUCUUCGCCUCCCUCUGAAGAAAAUAUUUAGAGAAAAUAAAACGUUAAACUGAAGACGUAUUGAAAGAAAACAAUCAAGAAAACAGUGUUUAUCCUCUUGAAAAUAAAUAAAAAUACACAAGAAAAGAACAGAGAACAGAACACUCACCCUUGGAAACCCAUGUGUUGUGCUGCAGACCUGAGGGAAAGAGAACACAGAAGACACAUUAAAGCACGUAAACAUUAAGAGUAAUCAUCGUCUCCCGCCUGCCCUUCCUCAUCCUUGGAGUUACGUCACCUCUUUGUAGUAACAGAAAAAAAAAAGAUAUUUACUACUUCCACUAAAACAAAAUCUAAGCCCACUAUCUCAAUUAUUUCUCUAUUUUUUUUUUUUUUUUUUUUAUGUGCGUGUGUGUGUAGGUGUGUACUGCGUGAUCAAGCUCCACACAAGGUUUUAAUUCUCCAAACGAUACUUGAGUGUGGAGUAAACCCUUCCUUGAUCCUGAGGCGGCCAAGGCUGACGACGGGCCAAGGCUGGAGGAUGAAGGCCAUGUUACUUAGUGCAUUUAACCACGUCCCUUUGUUGGCCAUACCGGUGUGAUGGGAAGAAAAAAUAUGUGUAUAUAUUGAUGUAUAUUAGAAAUUCAGUUAUUCAUACUCUCUCUCUCUCUCUCUCUCUCUCUCUCUCUCUCUCUCUCUCUCUCUCUCUCUCUCUCUCUCUCUCUCUCUCCCCGUUAGAGGUCCCACAUGUAGUUGUUGCUUUGUUACCGUAUAGUACUUGUUUAGAAUAGCGUGGUUCCCCCUUCAACCAGGCUUCAGUACAGUACCGUUUAACGUGCAUCCAUUUUCUUUAAACACCAAACAACCAACAUAGAGUUAUCCAUUAAUUAUAAGGAGUUUAAGUGUAAUUUCGGACAGUGUAUGGAGAACAGCUUCUUAAUGUAAUGAAUCCUGGAAGUCUGGAGAUCAAGGGGGGAACUUCGUUAUUUUCCGAGGACUUUGUGAGCAACGGCCACCAACGACACUACAAUCAUAUCCCGUUUUCUAUAUUCCCAUGUUAGUCUCAAACAACGCAGCCUAUAUUUCACCCAGCCUCAACUUCUCUUGUUAUUCCUACUUUUAAUAAUCUUUCUUUAUGUAUAACGUGAUGUAUGUCUUACUUUUUCUCUCCCCCUCGCUUCUUUUCCUGUCCUGUUAUCAAGAUACUGUGUUGUGGAGUGAAUGUUUCGUAAGCACACUCACCGCAGUAUCGCACUUAAAGCUAAUUCAACUCAUGCAUCAGCUGAUCACUAAAGGAAUAAACACUAACUUGUAUUAUAUGUCAAGUUGUGCAGUAAAUCGUAGGUAAGAGUUUUGGGUAUACGUAGAAUAUUCUUAUCCAUAUAUUAUAUACUGAGUUAUCGGAUCCAGGCGUGUUCUGGAACGAUGUAUGAAGAUGUAUAUUGUUUCAAGACACUUCUUGUAAAUUUGGAUAUUAUUUUUUACAAUCUGUUGAGGGACUGGCAUCUUCAGCGGGUCUUUUUUUCCGUCUUUUUAUUGCCCUUGGUCAGAUUCCCUCUUACAUUAAAAAAUAUAGUUCAUAACAUUGUAAGUGGUGAGUUGAUGCAUGAAUGUGAGUGAUAAUUCUCUCUCUCUCUCUCUCUCUCUCUCUCUCUCUCUCUCUCUCUCUCUCUCUCUCUCUCUCUCUCUCUCUCUCUCUCUCUCUCUC